Talaromyces marneffei is the source of this 1293-nucleotide messenger RNA. RefSeq lists its product as uncharacterized. Gene Ontology annotation, biological process: regulation of DNA-templated transcription. The coding region runs from base 1 to 1293 and encodes 430 amino acids. The record is from RefSeq and is a predicted model, not a curated record. The transcript is spliced from 2 exons. Lineage: Eukaryota; Fungi; Ascomycota; Eurotiomycetes; Eurotiales; Trichocomaceae. Gene Ontology annotation, molecular function: DNA-binding transcription factor activity, RNA polymerase II-specific; zinc ion binding.
AUGUCCGCCAUCCAAGCCCCAGUCGCCUACAAAGAGCGUAACGGCCCCGCCAUCCCACGGCGGAAAUCCUGUCGAGCAUGCGCCAAAGCCAAACGGCGCUGCGAUCUCAUACUGCCGGUAUGCUCACGAUGCAGUCAACGACGACUGAAUUGUGAAUAUCCUUUACUCCUAGAAGCUUCAAGACUCCCCUUUUCGUUGGGGUCGGCGCCGGAUUUCAACACUUUCGAUAUCCUUCAACCUGUAGCAACUGCGACUCUAUAUCAACAGCCGCCUCCGCCGAUACCAUAUGUAUCGGUAAUACCUUCAUCAUCUUACCGGAAAUCUCAUAGGACUAGCAAGAAAUUAUUGUCGCCUCCACUUAGCGUCAAGCCACUGUUUACAUCGGGCAUGUCCUCCCGGCUGCAGAUUACAUUGGAUGUGCUCCAGAAUGCGCAUCGGACCAUGGUGCUGGAGAAUCAGACGCCGUGGUGUCAUCCAUUGCUCUACAAAAAUGGGUUGCCGAGGGUUAUGCAGGAUGCGUAUGCAUGUUGCUCAUUGUAUAUGAACAGGAAUGCAACUAAUUCCAAAACUGUAUUGUCGAUUAUUGAAAACCGUGUGGCGGAGUUGUUGGCAGCAGACCAAUCAAGUGAUGCCUGGGACUGUCUUGCGCGCUUACAAGCCCUCAUAUUGCAUCAGACAAUAAGAAUCUUUGAUGACGACGCUUCGGCUCUUGUAGCUGCAGAGGUCACAAUGCCUGCAUUGCGAACUACAUUGACUCACUUUGUGGAAAACGUGUCCCUGGAAGAUACCCUGUUGUGUAUUAGCGGGCUGCCUAUAAACCGUCUCAUUGAGGAUCCGUCGGCUUCAUCACCAGACUACUGGCAUAACUGGAUCUUUGAAGAAUCCGCGCGUCGCACAUUGUUCCUCUCAUAUCUGCUAAUCAGAAUAUGGGAAGUCUCCCAACACAUGAAUAAUCAACAAAAUAUACAAACCGCAAAGUCUCAAAGAACCGUUGAAAAGAAACAACUCACCUGCGACGGCCGCCUCGGUCUUUCUAACAGCUGGUGGUACUGGUACCUAUCCGCGCAUUUAUGGGAAGCGCCGACACGGUAUGAUUUUGCUCUAGCCUAUGCAGAGAAGAAUCGGUUCGUGAUUAAGGAUCUGGAUUUUAGUGAGUUUUUGGCGCUGGGGCAGCCGGAGGAUGUGGACUUGUUGGGGAAGAUGGCUUUGUCGGCGCUGAUGGGGAAUGAGGCGUUGCAGGAGUGGUGUUUUGAGAGGGGGGGCGAGACGUUGACGGGGCCUGCGUCGUUGUAA